Molecule: messenger RNA, 4452 nt
Organism: Symbiodinium sp. CCMP2592
Lineage: Eukaryota; Dinophyceae; Suessiales; Symbiodiniaceae
Source: the annotation of a GenBank genome assembly
AUGGGACAGACUUGCUGUGGAGAAGGGCCACAUGGCCAGUCCAUUGGCCUUAGCAAUGAGGACUUCAUCAACGCCAUGGGAAGCAUUGCUGAGGAUGCCAGCUUAGCAGGCGUCGUCGCGUCCCUUACGCGGCUGGCGGAGGAGCACCCUUACCUAAAACCGACGGGAACGGAAUUUGCUCCUCAUCCUCUUCUCUACUGGGUGAGGCGUUGCAGGGAGUUCGCGCUCGCGAAGAAGACUGACGAAGCACAAAGUUGCUUGGACCGGAUCAACAGCAGCUUGGAAUACGAGCUUGCGCAGAUCCGCGAUUCGUUUCGCCGCUUUGACCACGACGGAUCCGGGCACUUGGACACCCAAGAGUUCAAGUUCAUGUGCGCGUACAUUGGAUGGGGCGAGGAAGAAGCCAGCGUCAUGGAUUUGGACAACGACAGCAAAGUGACGCUGGACGAGUUCCAGCGAUUCGUGGGGCACAUGGGUGGCCUGCAACAGCUUUUCCAACAGCGUCGCCAGCGUGUGGCUCGGAAGCAAUGGGGCGUGGAAGCUCCUGCCAUCAUUGAGGUCGGCGCCCGUGUCCAGGCAUACCACCACACGGAGGACGGGCAGAAGUCGGCGAACUUGAGGGAGGCCCAGGUUCUCGAGCUCAAUGUCAUGCCCAGCAACGGUGCCCGAAGCUCAGACUAUUCUUCGGGGCUUGUCUUCGGCUUCGGAGAAGGCCGAGAUGCUCGUCAAGAGCGGCAGGUGGUUCCGCCAAACUGGAUCUUCAGUGAUACACGUGACAGUGACGUGGUGGCAGCCUUGCGCGAGGUAGGAAUUCUUGAGGAACAGCAGGGCUUCUGGGCGUCGAUCUUCCCAGAGUCGGAGAUGCGCGCAGUGCAGCGCCUGACGUCUUGCCAGCGUGCGGCCCUGGCCAACGUUCGCGCCAAUGCAGCGCUCAAUCAUGACAAGGCACUCCCCGAAGUGAGGGAGCGCUUUACGAGGCUUGGCUACGGCGAGGCAGAGCUGCAGGGCGUGCUGGGCUGGAUCCAGGACCUGGCUCCCAUGUGCGUCCACAUCCACAUUGGGACCGUCGGACGGUUCUUGGAGACCGACGAGUAUUACCGGAGCCAGUUUGAGACAGGAACCUCUUGUGGUGCUUUAGAUGACAAGAACCAGAUCCGCAUAGGCUGGGAGACGGAGCUUUUCGGUGGCGCCUACGAUGAAGCAAAGCCUUUCGAGCGAUGUAAGUACGGAGCGCUUGGGGUGAUGAACGACUACAGAGGCAUCACAUCGGCCUACCAGUAUGGUGACUCCUAUCUGGUUUUGAAGGAUGUCCGGCUCCGUGCCACCUUUGCGGCAACGGACUCCGGGGGUAUCGCAGGAUCGAGACUGGCAGUGUUAGACAAGUAUGCCCACGUCCUGAAAGAGUACAAUGACAAUGAACUCCAUCGGCUCAUUGAGGUGGCUAUGGCAAAUACGUCCCUGGACGAUGUGCCUCGGAUUCAGCCUCAGCUGCUGCGUGGCCUGACGGCGGAUACCACGAACGAGUGGGUCACCAUGGGCUUCCCUGACCUCCCUCAAAAGAAGGGCCGCUACUACUUCGAGAUUGAGCUCAUCCGAGGGUGCCAGUCCCCACAGGUGGGCUUGCUCUCCAGCCGCUUCGAGCUCGCCCCUCGCACCAAGGGCCAGCAUCUCUACGGCGUGGGGGAUGAUGCACACGGAUGGGCGGUGGACGGGCAGCAUUCCAUCCUGUGGCAUGAUGGGAAGAAGCUGGCCUGGAGUAGAACUUGGGGCCAAAGUGGCAACGGCGCCUCCCGUCAGCUCGCGCAGAAUGUCGUCGUCGGCAUAGCAGUGGACAUCGACGCUGGAAAGAUUUGGUUCGGCAGCGAUGGCGACUGGGACGAGGAGGCUACGCCGAGCUUCGGGCCAAAUCUCGUGCCAAAGGGCUCCAACCUCUACCCUGCCCUCUCCUUCAAGGGCCGGGCACAGUUCAACUUUGGGCCGGACUACAAGCACCCUGCCCCCUCCUUCAAGGGCAAGGCUUUCGCGCACUGGCCGGGGAUGCCUGAUGGCAUCAUCCGUGCGGACUGCCCCAUCAUCGGCAACUCCAACAACGUCAACAUCUACAAAGAGAUCCAGCUCCAUGGGGAGGUGAACCUGAAACGCAACGUGCAGCGGCUCGUGGCCAACCGCAAACAUCUGGAGGUAUCCAAGAGUGACCGGUCGUGGGCCGUUCGUGUGGACGGCAUGGACGAUGCAGAUGGUCUCGUGGCCUUAAGUGUUAAGCCGUCUCAAGCUAAAGCCAGAGGUGCAGUUCGUGUUCUGUUGUUGGGAUUAGCCCACGCCCACACGCCUCCUGUGACCGCACUGUACCUGUCCAUGCCAAUCCGGCCCGAGCCCACAAUGCGAGAGGCAGACUAUGCCAAUCCGCUUGCAAAUCGUCGGGGCAGGAGUAGUGCGACCUUUCGGGAGAGUGAUGACCGAGGCAGCUACUCACGAAGUGGAGCGCGACAUGGCAAAGCCAUGUACAAGCAACAAGGGGGGCGCUUCGAAAUCUCGUUCGACGCCACCUCCGGAAAGUGGAGGCUCACGGCGGAUGCCAGUCAGGAGGACAAGUGGAUCGCACAAGCGUCUGGAGACGAUUCUUUCGAGCCGCCUCGCUACGGUUGGCUCGUGCCGCGAGAGCGACAGGGGCGUGUGCCCGUGAAGCUCUUCCGCUCUGACCAGCUGGUGAAGUCUCUGGCCGAAAAGGCGAGCGACGCGUCCGAGGAGGAGGUUUUCCGCGUCGGCGAGAGCACGACCUUCUUGGACGAGUGGACAAAGCUCCAGACUGCGAACCAAGUCCAAGUGACGUCCGAGGAAGCCUGGGCCGCAUGCCUCCAGGCGGCUCAUGACGAGGUGCUCGCACGAUUGUCGCUGCAGCACGUGGUGGUCGUGGAGACGCCGACACAUCCGUAUCCCGCCCGUUCACAUUCCUGGACGCAGGACGUGCACAUCGCAUCGGCCAGCAAGCUGCGCGUCAACUUCAGCAGCCGUUGCCAAACCAACGACGACUGCGCGUCCCUGCAAGUCCUGGCAGGUGGGCUUAGCAAGAGCGCUGCCGGCGUAGGAGCGCGAGCUCAUCUGAAGGCGAUCACUGGCCCCGAUCAGGUGCAUGGCACAUUGGCAGGGCAAGCGGAGGGCGGGAAGUGGAUCGUCAACAUCGACAAGGACGAGUCUGAGAUAUGGGAGUGGCUGGACUCCAACCAAUCGCCUGGCCGAAGCUGCACGGCGGUGUGUGCCAUGGAGGCCAAGGUCGUGAAGAUCAAGUACAGCAGCGGCCAGAAGAUCGGAGAUGAGAUUGCGGGCUUCACUUUCAAUGAGGCGUGCCCGAUGACGCCCUUCAGCGUGGCAGGCUUCUCGAAGCCAGGCGGGCCUGCCCAGCUCAAGGGUGUCUUCGCGGGCUGGUUCGUGGAUGUCAUCGCGCUGAUCAAGCUCAAGAAGUUCAAGUCACUGGAGGGGGAGGGCUUCGGUGAAGCCCCGAAGAAUCUCGCAGAGAUCGCUGCGAACAUAGAAGGCUUCAAGAAGCGCAUGAACGCUCUGCUUGAAGUCUCCGACAUAAACGUGACGUUCUACAACGGCCUUGACUUCCAGCUCCUUCCUGUUUGUGCUGCUGACUACAAGGACCCGAUCAGCGACGAGAUCAGCGGUUUCAACUCGACGGGUGGCGUGCUGAAGAUUGACGGAUUUUGCGACACUGGCGAGGGUCCUGCACAAAGUGCUGGGGUACGCUCCGGCUGGCACGUCAGCCUGUACGAGACCUUCAACCUGGAGGAGAACAAGGAAGCACUUGGGGAUCUCACGCCGCAGCAGGCAUUGGAAGACCCGGAGCUUCUGCGCCAACUCUCUGGCAUCAAGCUGAUGUUAGAGCCGGCGAACGCCGAGCCCGAGGAGCUGUUCACAGGAUACGGCGACGAUGACUGGACGCCAUUUAUCGUCCCGAUCAACAACGCGCAAUUCGUUUUUUCGACUGAUGGAGAUGGAAGCGAUGACCCGGACAUGCGGUGGGGAGUGUUCGCAGUCGUGACUGAUGCUGACAAGCCGGAGCCAGCGGAAAGCAAGAUCGAGGAGCUCGUCGAAGCCUACACCAAGGCCUCGGCGCGGAUCAUCGGCAGCAACCUGGCACAGGUCUCCAUCGAGCCUGAGGACUGGGACGAGGAUCGGCUGAAGGCACUCUGUGCACGCCACGGCUGGGAGUUCGAGUGGAUGACGGAGGACGGCGAGAGGCGGCGCCGGAUUGAGGGCGCGGAGCGAGCAAGGCAAGCGGUGACUGUGCCCGAGAAAGCCAAGGCCGCUGAGGUCGAGAAGGCAACGGCUUGGUGGCGCCUAGACUCGGUGGCCCGGGCUUUCUCCUUCAGCGAGCAGCGUCAGCUGAAUCUUGGCUACAUAGCCGUUUCGGGAGGGGCGGGCGACCAUGGUGAACAGAGCCCUUGUUGA